AUGGCAGUUUCUGAAGUAGCCUCAACCCCAACCACUCAGAUGGUUGGCAAUGCUUUUGUGGAGCAGUAUUACUCUAUUCUGCACCGCGACCCGGAUCAGGUUCACAGGUUUUACCAUGAUUCGAGUGUGUUGAGUCGACCUGAGGAAGAUGGUACCAUGACAUCUGUCACUGCCACUGCUGAAAUUGAUAAAAAGAUACAAUCUCUCGAUUACACAAGCUUUAGGGUAGAGGUUCUGAGUGCUGAUGCUCAACCCUCAUUGAAUAAUGGGGUAAUGGUUGUGGUGACCGGCUGCUUGACUGGAACUGACAAUGUUAAACGCAAGUUUGCUCAAUCAUUUUUCCUAGCUCCACAGGACAAGGGCUUCUAUGUUUUGAAUGAUGUUUUUAGAUAUGUUGACGAGUAUAAGUCAGUUGAUAUUGAGUCUGUACCAGCAAAUGAUGUUGAUGAAAGUGCUCCUCCAUCAGAAGCUCUUACUCCUGAACCUGAGGCUGUCCAUGUUCCUGAAGAAAUUCCACCCAGUCAAACUGUUAUUGCUGAUACUGACACUAUUAUCAGCAAAGAAGUCAGCCUACCACUGGAGAACGGAAAAUUACCAGUCCCUGAAACUGUGAUUCCUGUCAAUCAUGUUAAAGAGCCAAUCCAUCAAGAAUUACCCCCAUCACUAUUUUUUCCCUUGACAACCCAGAAAAUCUCCAACUUAUUCCUCCAACCCUCAAACAACCUUCACCUUCCAAAUCCGAAUUAA
Molecule: messenger RNA, 747 nt
Organism: Lathyrus sativus (Indian pea)
Lineage: Eukaryota; Viridiplantae; Streptophyta; Magnoliopsida; Fabales; Fabaceae
Source: the annotation of a GenBank genome assembly